Molecule: messenger RNA, 868 nt
Organism: Podarcis raffonei (Aeolian wall lizard)
Lineage: Eukaryota; Metazoa; Chordata; Lepidosauria; Squamata; Lacertidae
Product: CD209 antigen-like protein E
Exons: 8
Coding region: 26-799 (257 amino acids)
Source: RefSeq, a predicted model, not a curated record
AGAAGAAAAUGAGACACCAAUCCAAAUGGCCCCUAAAAAUCCACCAGAUCCAGCUCCCAAGAAAGAUGCAGCAACACCAGCUGAAGACAAGAGUUUCUUUAAAACGCCCUGUGAUGAAGCUGUAGUCGUAUUUUUUUUCUUCCUCCUGUUUCUCGCCUCUGUUAUGAUGGCCGGUCUAUAUUGUACAUUAUGGGCAGAACAGCGGUCAUUCUUUUCCGGAGUAAAACAGAUUUGGAAUUUUGUUGAAGAAUAUGAUCCAUCUUCUGUAGGCAUGGAUGACCUUGAAAUACUUGCUGUAGCUCAAGGCUUAGCGGACGAACUGCUCAACUCGACUCUCCUAAACGAUGAAAUUAAAUCUGAUAUCGACAAGAUUGCUGAAUUGCUGAAGGACCCACAAUGGAAGAUGCAUAAUAGGGCCUUGUACUACUUUUCCAAUGAGAAACAAUCAUGGGAAGAGUCCAGAAAGCAUUGUAUUAAGAAAAAAACUUCAUUAAUUUCUGUUAGCAAUGGUGAAGAACAGGACUUUAUAAACAACGAAGGAGCUAAGUUUAAGAAACACUUCUGGAUAGGACUAAGGAAGAAUAACAAAAAACUGAAUGGAUUGGAAUGGCUUGAUGGUUCAGCAGUUCUUGAAGUAUUCUGGGAUACUGAGAUGAAGCAGCCCAGCACAUCACCAGAUGAAAACUGUGUUUAUAUCACACAGAAAUGCAGACAUAGAUAUUGUUGGCACGAUUCUGCCUGUUGGCACAAAAUGUCAUUUAUCUGCAAGAAGGCUCCAGAUCAGAAAUGGGAGAGGUAGAAGCCUUUAAAGGAAUAAAAAUGUGCUCUGUGAUUUCUGUUCAAAAGGAGCCUAAACCCAUCUGGGUGC